Molecule: messenger RNA, 2111 nt
Organism: Cryptomeria japonica (Japanese cedar)
Lineage: Eukaryota; Viridiplantae; Streptophyta; Pinopsida; Cupressales; Cupressaceae
Product: mitogen-activated protein kinase kinase kinase 17
Exons: 1
Coding region: 513-2111 (532 amino acids)
Biological process (GO): protein phosphorylation
Molecular function (GO): ATP binding; protein kinase activity
Source: RefSeq, a predicted model, not a curated record
GCCAAUUACAAGUUGCUUCAAAAUCCUUUUCCAACAUUUGCACGGGGAAGCCAAGCCAAUUCACGUGCAGCAGUUGCAAGCAAGUUAGCAAGUAAAUCGACUUGAUGAAUAUCAUCAUACAAUGAAUGGUCCAGAAAUUCGGCGGCCCAUAAAAUCUCAUAUUUUGGUUUUUGCUCAACUUUACGGACCAUGUGUCAAACAAAAAGGCCAACGGAGAAACACCCUGUUAAGUGUGCAACUUUUGUCAUUCGAGUGUAACAAAAGAAAACUAUUGAAAGAUUCUACAGCGAGCAGGCACGUUCAGCUCACGAGUCGCCUUCACGACCCAGCCUGUAUCUCUUAUGCCGACAUACAUGAAUCUUUGCAAAGUCUCGCGUUUUAAAUCUAAUAUGACCCUUUUACUCAUGAUAUUUUAAUGGAAAUUAGCUGCUGUACCAUCCAUUCAACAAAGCCUUUAUAAGGAACUCCUAACUGUCUUCUUACCCCAUCACAGAAUUGAAAAAAGAUCGAACAUGGGAACCAAAAGCAACACAGGCAGAUGGUUAAGGGGCACUACUAUUGGAGCUGGAGCGUUUGGCACAGUUAGCCUUGCCAUCAACAACUCUAAUGGCGAGCUCUUCGCAGUAAAGUCCAUGGCUGCGGGCUCUGUUUCUUGUUUACAACAUGAAUUCAACAUUCUCAAUUCUCUGGACUGUCCAUACAUCGUGCGCUGUCUGGGCAUGGAGUAUAGCAAUGAGAAUGGUGCGGAGAUGUGUAAUUUGAUGAUGGAGUACAUGCCAGGCGGCAGCGUGGGAGACCUGCUGACUAAAUUUGGGGGACAGUUGGACGAAUCAGUGAUCAGAAGCUACACUCAUGGCAUCCUCCGUGGAUUAGAUUACCUCCACAGGCAGGGGAUUGUGCACUGUGAUAUCAAGGGAAAGAAUGUGCUUGUGGGAAGCGCUGGCGUUGUCAAGCUUGGUGACUUUGGAUCUGCCAGGAGGACCGAGGAAAAGGGGCUAAUAAGUGUUUUAAGGGGUACCCCAUUGUGGAUGGCUCCAGAAGUGGUGAAUCAGGUAGAGCCGGGGCCGCAUUCAGAUAUUUGGUCCCUCGGCUGCACCGUGGUGGAGAUGGCCACUGGGAGGCCGCCUUGGACCAACGCUUCGAACCCCCUUGCAGCCCUCUAUCUCAUCGGUUGCUCAGACGAAUUGCCCGAGUUACCCAACUGUCUUUCCCCGCAAGGUCAGGAUUUUCUAGACAAGUGCUUCCGUAGAGAUCCCAAACAGAGAUGGACCGCUGCCCAGCUGUUGGAACAUCCUUUUCUCUCUCAGAUCGAGGCGAAAAGGGCCUCUCUGUCUCCCACCAGUACUUUGAAUUUUGGGAGUCCUGAUUGGGAUUCUUCUGCCUCUUCUUCUAGUGUACCAAUUUUGUCUCUGCCCAUUGCGAGGGCUUGUGCAAAAGCUGAAGGAGAAGAGAGAGAGGAAUUUGUCAAGAGGCCUUCAAUUUCAGCCAAGAACAGAUUGGCGGCAUUGGCCGCUACAGGUGAGCGGCCUGAUUGGUGUGCAAGCCCUCAAAGUGGGGACUGGAUUAUGGUGAGAUCCAACUCCCCUUUGUCAAAAACUGGAAAUAGCUCCGUUGAAGCAGUGUGCAAUUACAGUUUAGAAAGAAGGAAUCAGGAAAUGGAGAGCUAUGUAACAUCAUCCAUGGAGGAUUCGGAAGCAGGGGUUCACUGUAAAUGUGAGCAGCCUUUCAAGGCAAUAACAGGUGUUUUGAUUGUUCACCAGGCUCGUGAAUUGUAUAGAAAUUCCUCUAAGCACGCUGCUCGCCAUAACAAAUUUCAUACAAGAGAGAAUCUAUGCGCCUCUGGUACCAAUGGUUGCCGUUUCUGUUGUUUUCUGUUUGUCAGUAAACACUGCCCCAGAAAGUCUGUUAGUUGGCAAUUGGGCAUCAGCUUUACUACUGAGGCACCUCUGAUUUUUUUAAUUUCACGAUUAAUAUUAAUUCCUAUAAUUUGGCUACACGUGUGCAUUUUAUUUUAUUUUUUCCCCGCAAUGUUUGUGUUUUAUUUUGGAGAGUUUUUUGGGCGAAGAUUAAAAAUCAAAACAACGCUAAAUGUUUUUCAUGAUGAAAAUUAA